GUUAGUUCCUCUGCGCUUGCGUCAUGCUGCCGGAAGUUAUGUAGCAGUGUGUAACUCGCCAAAAACCUAAAAGAAGACGAAGAAGAAGAAUGUAGCAGCAGUGUACAUGUGUGGGAUCCAGACCUGAAAUAAAGCAGCAGGAAUCAUCUGUAAAUGAUGAAGCAUGUGUUCCUGACCGGCGUUCCCGGUGUGGGUAAGACCACUCUGGUGAAGAAAGUGUGUGAUGCCUUGGUCUCGGCUGGGGUUUCUGUCAGUGGUUUCUACACGGAGGAGGUCCGAGAGCGAGGCAGAAGAGUGGGCUUUGAUGUGGUCACACUCACAGGGGACAGAGGACGGCUGUCCAGACUCAGCGCUCAAUCCGCCGCAGGUGGACGUGAAUGCAGGGUCGGUCAGUACGUGGUCGAUCUCCAGUCAUUUGAGAGUCUCGCUCUCCCUCUUUUCAGAGAUAUGCGGGAGGAAAGCAAGAGGCUGUUUGUCAUCGAUGAGAUCGGAAAGAUGGAGUUGUUCAGCCAAGCGUUUAUCCGUGCGGUGAGACAGACGCUGGACGCCUCCAGCUGCUCCAUCCUGGGCACCAUCCCUGUUCCUAAAGGAAAACCUCUCGCGCUGGUGGAGGAAGUGCGCAGCCGACAGGACGUCAAGAUAUUUAUGAUCACAAAGGAAAACAGAGACAUGAUCUUCGAUGACAUUGUCUCGGCUGUACAAGAGUGCCUGAAGAACACGUCUCAUAAUGGACGGAGCUCUGCAUUAUUGAUUGGAAGCGAGCGUGUGAGACCGUCCUGGAGGAGCGACUGAGAUGAACAGAGGUGAUGCCCUGCGAACACUCGUCAGCCCUUAAAUGUUUUCAGUGGGACAGAGAGGCCGCUGAGGCGCGACCUUUCCUCGUGAGCUUCCUGUAUGUGCGUUUCCCAUUAAACAGGAAAAUAAAUUCAUAUUUGAGAGGACAACACUGU
Sinocyclocheilus anshuiensis is the source of this 950-nucleotide messenger RNA. It is a transcript of the gene ntpcr, whose product is annotated as nucleoside-triphosphatase, cancer-related. Gene Ontology annotation, molecular function: ATP hydrolysis activity. The record is from RefSeq and is a predicted model, not a curated record. Lineage: Eukaryota; Metazoa; Chordata; Actinopteri; Cypriniformes; Cyprinidae. The coding region runs from base 154 to 792 and encodes 212 amino acids. The transcript is spliced from 6 exons.